UCCUCCUUCUCCUCAUUGCAGCCCGUGCGGUCUCACUAACUAUCUCCCGUCUCACCGCCAGCCACUGGACUCCGCUCCGUCUCCUCCAUCGGAUCGCUUCCCAGAUAGUCAGUCUGAACGUGUGGAAUAAUCUGUGAUCAUGUCCUCAGUGCUGCAGAAGCUGAUAAGCCCUCUGGCCAGUAGCCCUGCUGAGCCUCCCAGGAACAAGGUGACGGUGGUCGGCGUGGGCCAAGUGGGCAUGGCCUGUGCCGUCAGCAUCCUGCUGCGGGACUUGUGUGAUGAGCUGGCUCUCGUGGAUGUGAUGGAGGAUCGCCUCAAGGGAGAGUUGAUGGACCUGCAGCAUGGCAGCCUCUUCCUGAAGACCUCCAAGAUAGUCGCUGACAAGGACUAUGCAGUGACAGCCAACUCUCGAUUGGUUGUGGUGACGGCCGGCGUUCGCCAGCAGGAGGGUGAAAGCCGCCUUAAUCUGGUACAGAGGAACGUCAACGUCUUCAAGGCUAUCAUCCCUCAAAUAAUGAAGUACAGCCCCAACUGCACACUCAUAGUGGUCUCCAACCCUGUUGAUGUGCUGACCUAUGUGACCUGGAAGCUGAGCGGUCUGCCCAAACACCGUGUCAUCGGCAGCGGCACCAACCUGGACUCAGCCCGCUUCCGCUACCUAAUGGCCGAACGCCUCAAUAUUCACGCCAGCUCCUUUAACGGCUGGGUGCUGGGAGAGCAUGGAGACACCAGUGUGCCAGUAUGGAGCGGUGCUAAUGUAGCCGGAGUCAAUCUGCAGAAGCUGAAUCCUGAUAUUGGCACUGAUGGUGAUAAGGAACAGUGGAAGGCCACACACAAGGCUGUAGUGGACAGUGCCUACGAGGUGAUCAAGCUGAAAGGAUACACUAACUGGGCCAUCGGCCUGAGUGUGGCAGACCUGACGGAGAGCAUCGUCAAGAACAUGAGCCGUGUCCAUCCUGUCUCCACCAUGGUCAAGGACAUGUAUGGUAUCGGUGAGGAGGUCUUCCUGUCUCUGCCCUGUGUGUUGAACAGCAAUGGAGUGAGCAGCGUGGUCAAUAUGACCCUGACGGACGCCGAGGUGGGCCAGCUGAAGAAGAGUGCCGACACGCUGUGGGGCAUCCAGAAGGAUCUCAAGGACAUCUGAACACACACACACACACACACGAAACGCACAGAUGAUGCAGAGAAGCCUGCCGACAUGCACACACUACUUUUUUAAAAUCCCUCUCACUUAGAAUAUAUCGAUCUUAUUUUAUAGGAGAAUAUCAGUGUUUUAUAAAGAUUGUUCCAGUGAGGAUUUUAGUUUAUACAGCCUCCAGCCUGAUUUGACUGUUUUCUUAUCAGUGCUGCAUUAUGUCACUUUAUUUCUUUUCUGUUACCUUUGAAUCUAAGAAACACUGGUAGUCUCCUUUAGAAAAUAGAAAGACUGCUCUUUAACAGUCAGUAGGCUGAAGUUACUGUGUUAGUUGCUGUGUUCUCUUUCAGCUGUUUGGACCACAAUCAAAUGCAACCCUCAGAAAGCCAAAAAUGUCCUCUUCCACCACUUACUGUAGUAAGUCCUUCCUUUAGUUACCAGCAGGGAAUCACUAAGAGAAAGACCCUAAAUGUCCAAAAGGAUGUUGUUUUCCUCCUGCCUUCAUUGCCUUCAUAUGGAAGUACUGUGCAGGAGACAGACAGUAAACAGUGAAAUGUGACGUUGUGCACACAGUGUGGUGGUGGAUGUGUCUUUCCCUCCUGUUUCCUCAGUGUUAGCAAAGGGAAAUAGAGUAGCAGGGGAGUAAUGGAAAUGUCUAGCUUAAAUUGUUUCACAAAAAAAUCAAUUUAUACUGUCUGACCUUGUGUUGUGUUUGAAUUAAUAAAUUUGAACCCGAUGAAGCGUAA
Centropristis striata (black sea bass) is the source of this 1881-nucleotide messenger RNA. It is a transcript of the gene ldhba, whose product is annotated as lactate dehydrogenase Ba. The transcript is spliced from 8 exons. Bases 140 to 1144 code for a protein of 334 amino acids. Gene Ontology annotation, molecular function: L-lactate dehydrogenase (NAD+) activity. Gene Ontology annotation, biological process: carboxylic acid metabolic process. The record is from RefSeq and is a predicted model, not a curated record. NCBI's taxonomy places the organism in Eukaryota, Metazoa, Chordata, Actinopteri, Perciformes, Serranidae. Gene Ontology annotation, cellular component: cytoplasm.